Anopheles aquasalis is the source of this 1896-nucleotide messenger RNA. It is a transcript of the gene Pnn, whose product is annotated as desmosome associated protein-like protein pinnin. The record is from RefSeq and is a predicted model, not a curated record. Lineage: Eukaryota; Metazoa; Arthropoda; Insecta; Diptera; Culicidae. Gene Ontology annotation, cellular component: catalytic step 2 spliceosome.
GGAAAAGCAGAAAAUAGAAACUAAAAAUCUAUCGAAUUUUGUGGAAAUUGUUCUGAUGGAACAACAGAGCCAACACUAACAGCGAAACGUUCUACUUCACCAGCACCGACGAAGGCGAUGGCGACCGAAGUGGUAAAAGGCUGUAGUGAUUUGCUGCAAGAGCUGGAUCGUGCCCGGAGCAACCUCAAAGGCCUGAACGAAAACAUACGCAGAAUUAUCGGCCGCGAUCCAUCCGGCCCGGACCAGUACAACAACGCGCGAAACACCGGCGGUUACAACAACAAUGCAGGUGGUCCGAAUGGAGGAAACAAUGUGGCCGGCGGUGGUUCCGGUUCGUCUUUCGAAACACGGAAAAGACAUUCGGCGGGCUUUGAGCCUUCUGGUGGGCCCGGUGGUGGUGGCGGUGGUGGUCAGCGACGGGAUCAAGAGUGGCGACACUCGGACGGUGGCCAACACCCAGCCAAACGUCGUGCCAUAGGAGAAACAAAGUCCGUGUUCAGUCGUCUCUCGGGGCCACCGAAUCGCGAGCCCGAGUACGAAAAGCCCCGGAUUUUCUCCCGCGUUAUCAAGGAGCAGCCGUCAAAGGAAGAGAUUGUGGCCGCGCAGGGUUCCGACGAGCGGUCCCGUGCCCGAAACCGGCGCAUCUUCGGUUCGCUGCUUGGCACGCUGCAAAAGUUCUCCCAGGAAGAAUCGAAACUCAAGUCCAAAGAGGAAAAGAAGGCCCUCAUCGAGAAAAAGCUCGAAGAGCAGGAAAAGAUCGAGCGGGAGAAUAUGCGCAAGGAAAAACAGUGUCUCUUCACUGACCGCAAGCGGCAACAGCUGGAAAUACGGGCACUGGAGGCGAAGGUGGCCAAGCUGAAGGAUCUGGAGCAGUGGGAAGAUGCCAAGCGCCCGUUGCGAAACUUUAUCCAAACGAAAACUAACCCACCGAUCUUCUACCUUCCCAAGCGAAUGGAUCCUGCCAUGGAGAAGAAUCUCGCAGACUGGCAACAGGAACAUCAAGCCAUGAUGGAUAGCAAACGGCAAGAGGUGAUGGAUAGUGUAGAAGCUAUCGAGGCGCGGUUCAAGGCCGAUGUGAAAAUGCUGGAAGAAAAUGGUGCGCGAAACCGGGCCAAUAAUGCCUCAUUCGAUCGGUCCUCCACUGGGGACCUCACGAAAGAAACGGAAGCCUUCGAGGGAGGCGAUGCAGGUCGAAGCGCCUCCAAGCAUGAUCGAUUGAAUGCCGAGGAGGAAGAGGAUGAUUACGAUCAACAUACUUCGUACCAGUACGAGCACGAGGGGGAAAGUGAAGUUCCGGAGGGUCCAGCUCUUCCUGCUUCCAUGGUUUCGGGGUUUAAGAUUACCAUCCAAAACACGGAACACAAAAAAGAUGUAUCUUCUCAAGAAACUCAGAACGAUCGAGCCGCGACAUCCGAGGUAGGAGAAGUGGAUGCUUCGGAUUCGAUCAUGGACCAUGAUUCGGAUGGUACCAGCAGCAAAGAGGUGCACGUCGACAAAAUGGGCAAAAACAUUCAGAUCACCUUUAGCACGGAAACAAACUGAUCGCCUGACACUAGUUUACAGCAGCUUCCCAACGAAAGGCGAAGCGCGCUCCGACAUUUUUUUUUUUGGUACUAUAAUGAUCCCAUUAUUCACACUUUAGAAUGAACUGUCCCGUAAAUUUCGAAUGCUAUCAUCACUUGGUUGGUAGCAUGGAUGAGUGUAUGUGUGUUUGCAUGCCGUAUCGCCAUGCAGGCCCCAUCAGGCCCCGAGAGUUCAUUAUCAUCAUCAGCAAAGUUCCAGUCAACUUAGGAAAAACAUUCAUGGAUUGUCGUUAUGGAUUGACCAACAGCAUGCCAGCUUCGCAAACAAACACUGUAACGAAACGGUGUUUAGCUAAUAAACUAAUAGGUUUUC